Molecule: messenger RNA, 726 nt
Organism: Pleurotus ostreatus (oyster mushroom)
Lineage: Eukaryota; Fungi; Basidiomycota; Agaricomycetes; Agaricales; Pleurotaceae
Exons: 3
Coding region: 1-726 (241 amino acids)
Source: RefSeq, a predicted model, not a curated record
AUGUCACAACCUGCUUCUCGAGCACAAUCUCGGGCUUCCUCGGUGGCUUCAGACCAUGAAGGGGGUCCGCAACAAUCUGCGUCUGCUCGCCGUCGAUCCCGCAAUCGCCGAGGUCGCAGCCGUACCCCACGCAGCCUCUCCGCAUCUUCAGAGGAUACCGGACCGCAUGAUGUCCCUCGUCGAAAGCGUGGCGGCAAGAAAGGUGGUCUGCCUGCCGUAGGAGAAGUCGACGAAGCCGCCGGCGCCGUCGGUAACACGGCUAAAGGCGCGGUUGAUACCGUUGGCGACGUUGCUGGCAGUGUUGCUGGCGGCGGCGGUGGCGGGGAUAAACCGCUGAAGCUACGGUUGGACUUGAAUCUAGAAGUCGAGGUCACCCUCAAAGCUAGAGUGCAUGGUGACUUGACACUGGCCCUGUUCAUGCCACCGUCAACCCAAGCAUCAUCCCCCGCUUCUGCUACUGGUGUAAACGGCCACCACAAUAUCCCAGGCGAGCGAAGCCCGUCGUCUGCUGGAGGCCACCAGGUACAGCACCACGCGCCUCGGCGCAGGCGUCGCCGACGAGGAGCAAGUGCGAAAGGAAACGCCGUAAAAAAAGCGCAGUUGGCUGAAGUUGAUGGUAAUGAGGAUGACAAGAACGUUGGGGCGAUCAGGCUGGAUCUGAAUCUCGAGGUGGAUGUGACAUUGAAGGCUCGAUUACGUGGAGAUUUAACACUGUGUCUAGAGUAA